CUUCGUAACAAGGAGUCAGAGUUCUGCCCUCAGCACGUCCAGGAGCGGCCUGUCGCAGAGUGCGAGCCGAACCAGGGGCCGAGCCGCAGCGUCAUAAAUAAAGACUGAUAUUAUUUUUGUACUCACUUGUUUUCGGGUAUUUCUUGGGUCCUCCUAAAUUCAUCACAGUACGUUCUGGCCAAACAUGGACCCUGUACCCGAAACCUAGUGGCGCGCGGGGGUAGAAAGAUCCGUUUCUGUUUUAGAAGCCGGCAUCUCGGAGAUUCUAGGCCAUCUUCGAAGUCGGGGAAGCACGCAGCCUCCACUUCCGCAAGCCGCUUCCUCUAGCCCUCCGUCACUUCCGGUGACGUCGUCCUCGUCAGAGCCCCGACUCUCCCCGCCGGCAAUGUUUUCUGGUGAUCCAGAACAUUGCAGGGCUUUUCCCACACAGUGCGAGACACAUUUCGAAUUGCAACCUUCCUCAUUCUUUUCAGACCGGUCCGAUCAAGCAUAUGUGAUGUCCUGCUUUGCCUCCACUUAUUCCGUCAGUGGUCCGGACGUCUUCCUGGAGGUCGACCCGGAGGUGAUCCGAGAGCUCCGUCCGGACCUAUUUCUGGAAUCGAUCCCGUCUCCUCAAGAGAAAUCGGCAUCCCCGCUGGGUCCGCCGUCCCGUCGCCGGAGGAGGAGACGGCGGGUUAUUGACCAGGCCUCCAGCUGUUCUGAGGAGCGGUCAGCCGGGCCAGUUCAGCCCCAGCCUCUGCCGACCGUCCCUCUGGCUUCUUCAGCCGCUUCCUGUCCUGCGGACCGAAGUCCUCCACUUCCCUAUCCUGAUCUGCCCACAGCUCCCUCUAGUGACGCUGUAGAAGCCGACCAUAAAGCCCUGGAGAGUAAAAUAAGGACGUUUGCCCCCAUUAUUAAACGCCUCAGAGAGGCUCUCCUCUGUCAAUACUCAGAGGGACUGGAGGAGAAAUUAAGAGAGGUAGAGGGACAUUAUCGAUCAGCCCUCCAGGCUUUCUACAGCCGACCUAAACCAGUCCCAGAGGGUCCGGCCGAUGCCUUGGCUCCCGAGUCUGUCUCCGAGGGUCUGGCCGAUACCUCGCCUCCUGAGUCUGUCCCUGAGGAUCCGGCCGACGCCUCGGCUCCCGUGAAGUCCAGAGAGUCCGGCGCCGGGUUCUGUUUUGCCUCUCCCCAGACCUCGCCGCCGGCCUCCUAG
This is a messenger RNA of Fundulus heteroclitus (mummichog), 1192 nucleotides long. Its product is annotated as zinc finger protein ZFPM1-like. The record is from RefSeq and is a predicted model, not a curated record. Lineage: Eukaryota; Metazoa; Chordata; Actinopteri; Cyprinodontiformes; Fundulidae. The transcript is spliced from 3 exons. Bases 386 to 1192 code for a protein of 268 amino acids.